UCGGCGAGGGGGAGGGGAAGUCGUGAGCGGAAGCGGAAGUGACGACUGAAGCAGGGGCGGAGACGCAAGAUGGCGGCUGUGGUGCUGGCGGCGACGCGGUUGCUGCGGGGCUCGGGUUCUUGGGGCUGUUCGCGGCUGAGGUUUGGACCUCCUGCGUACAGACGGUUUAGUAGUGGUGGUGCCUAUCCCAACAUCCCCCUCUCUUCUCCUUUACCUGGAGUACCCAAACCUGUUUUUGCUACAGUUGAUGGACAGGAAAAGUUUGAAACCAAAGUGACCACAUUGGAUAAUGGGCUUCGCGUGGCAUCUCAGAAUAAGUUUGGACAGUUUUGUACAGUAGGAAUUCUCAUCAAUUCAGGAUCGAGAUAUGAAGCGAAAUACCUUAGUGGAAUUGCUCACUUUUUGGAAAAAUUGGCAUUUUCGUCUACUGCUCGAUUUGACAGCAAAGAUGAAAUUCUGCUUACGUUGGAAAAGCAUGGGGGUAUUUGUGACUGCCAGACAUCAAGAGACACCACCAUGUAUGCUGUGUCUGCUGAUAGCAAAGGCUUGGACACGGUGGUUGGCUUACUGGCUGAUGUGGUUCUGCAGCCCCGGCUAACAGAUGAAGAAGUCGAGAUGACACGGAUGACGGUCCAGUUUGAGCUGGAGGACCUGAACCUGCGGCCUGACCCAGAGCCACUUCUCACCGAGAUGAUUCAUGAAGCGGCUUACAGGGAGAACACAGUUGGCCUCCACCGUUUCUGCCCCACAGAAAACAUAGCAAAGAUCAACCGAGAGGUGCUACAUUCCUACCUGAGGAACUACUACACUCCCGACCGCAUGGUGCUGGCCGGCGUGGGCGUGGAGCACGAGCAUCUGGUGGACUGUGCCCGGAAGUACCUCCUGGAGAUCCAGCCGGCCUGGGGGAGCGCAGAGGCCGUGGAUAUUGACAGAUCUGUGGCCCAGUACACUGGGGGGAUUGCCAAGCUAGAAAGAGACAUGUCUAAUGUCAGCCUGGGCCCAACCCCCAUCCCCGAGCUCACGCACAUCAUGGUUGGACUGGAGAGCUGCUCGUUCCUGGAAGAGGACUUCAUCCCCUUUGCGGUGUUGAACAUGAUGAUGGGCGGAGGCGGCUCCUUCUCGGCUGGCGGGCCUGGCAAGGGCAUGUUCUCCAGGCUCUACCUCAACGUGCUCAACAGGCACCACUGGAUGUAUAACGCGACCUCCUACCACCACAGCUACGAGGACACUGGCCUCCUCUGCAUCCAUGCCAGCGCCGACCCAAGACAGGUUCGAGAAAUGGUAGAAAUCAUCACAAAGGAGUUUAUUUUAAUGAGCGGAACCGUGGACGCGGUGGAGCUGGAACGAGCCAAGACGCAGCUGACGUCAAUGCUCAUGAUGAACCUGGAGUCCAGGCCUGUGAUCUUCGAGGAUGUGGGGAGGCAGGUGCUGGCCACUCGCUCCAGAAAGUUGCCGCACGAGCUGUGCACGCUCAUCCGUGAGUACCGCAGGGGUAGUGAGGGGCUGCCGCAGGCCUCGGCUAGGCUCAGAGGAGGCCAUCUCGCCCUCCCGCUGGCCGUGGUGGGCCUGUGGUAUGUCCAUCACACCCGGAAUCUGGGGCCUUCACCAGUUGUCCUCAGCAGGGGCAGCCAAGGGCAGGGCCGUGGGGUCGCAGACCUGGUCUCACUUCCCGGCCCCACCAUGUACCUGCUGCCUCCUUGGCAGGUGACCCCACCCUCUGCACCCCCGGGAGGGGCUGUCACUACUUUCCAGAGCUGUUAAAGAACUCAAGUUAGUAGGCGAAAAGGGCUCAGUAGAGGACUGCUACAUUGUACGUGGAGCAGCGGCGGCUCGGAAUGCCGCUGUACCGUUGCUGGCUCUCAGGCAGGAGUCUCAGCCCCAGGUUUCCGGGGCCCCCAUGAGUGACCUUAGGAGGUCUGCAUUUCCUGAAACUGUGUGCCAAGUUGUAUGUACAUCGGACUCUUCUGGGAGACAGGCUUAAAACCUGGCACAGGCUGCCUAUUAAGUUGGGGUGGCUCAGGCUUAUGAUGUCACCUGUGGGCAUCUCCUUUCCAGGCCUGGAGUCCCGGGCACUUGCCCUGUCCCGUGUGGGCCCUUGUCCUUCCCUCAGGAGCCCCCGCUUAAAUCCUCAAGCGAGUGUCCAGCCUCUCUCGGGCCUCGUCUUCUGUAGAAAACAGACCCACCUGGACUCUAUCCCUCCUGUCCUGAGGUUCCUGGGUGCAGCCCUUUGGCCCUCUCUCACCCCGCCCUUCUGUCCAUGCGGCCCUCAGGGGCUCAGGGUUUUUUCUGCAGACCCGUCCUAAAGUGAGUUCGUCAGACAUGGAGCUUGCUGUUCUGUAAGUGUAACUCUUCUUGGGUGGCUUUGUCCUACAUUUUUAGGUCAUUGCCAUGUCCCCAUUUACUGAGAACUCACUUCUGUCACUUUUGGACUCACCCUUGGCUACACCCAGUGGCUGCCUUUGGGCCCAGGUGCCCCCAGCAGCAGCACAGCGUGAGUGAGUGGUACAGACCAGCCACCCCCUCCGUGUGUUUACUGACGCAGCCUCAGCGUGGAGGCUGUGGCGCGCUUGUGUGACGUGCGUUUGCCCUCUGCACUAGGCAACGUGAAGCCGGAAGAUGUGAA
Messenger RNA from Pongo pygmaeus (Bornean orangutan), 2623 nucleotides. RefSeq names its product peptidase, mitochondrial processing subunit alpha (gene PMPCA). Gene Ontology annotation, molecular function: metalloendopeptidase activity; metal ion binding. Gene Ontology annotation, cellular component: mitochondrion. The transcript has 12 exons. The record is from RefSeq and is a predicted model, not a curated record. NCBI's taxonomy places the organism in Eukaryota, Metazoa, Chordata, Mammalia, Primates, Hominidae. The coding region runs from base 70 to 1761 and encodes 563 amino acids.